UAGUUGACUUAUUUUAGAACACGAUGGCGCUUUUUAAAUUCCAGUGGAUGUUUACGAUGGUUUAAUUUCGUUUGCUUCACUGUAUGUACAUAUUAUUUGUGAUCAUUUUGGGUCUUGAAAUCAAACGUGUCUUACAAUUUGUACGAAUCUGAGCGAGCACUUAUCACACAUAAUAUAAACGCAAGUAUGGACAGAUUCAAGAAGAUCGAUUGUCGUUUGCAUGAAAUAAGCAUAAACCGAUGAUCACAAAACGGUUGUCGUGAUGCUGAACACGUGCACUGAAACUGUCUGUUAUCUGGAUUCCUCCAUUGGAGGAUAUGAUCGAUACUGUGUUCGUCCGAGAUGAGAGAAUGAAGCGCGAGAGUGCAAUGUACAGGAUUAUGACAGGCAACUUUACGGAUCCAUUUGAAGGUAUUGAAGAGGAGUAUGAAAAGGUCGACAUAGAAUUAAUUAAACGUCUUGGCGGAGUUGAACGCGAGGAACAAGUACGGCGCGAGCUGGGAGCCGAAAGCAGUGAUAAAAGUAGUAGCUCAGCAGAGAAUGUAAUAAAGGAACAUCCUCCAAAGGAAGAUCUUCCUGAGAAAGGUCCUGCAAAGAAAACGGGGAAUCCUUCCAAGGAAGAUCCUCUAAAGGAUGAAGGACAGAUGCCUUAUAUACCUGGUAUAAGAAAGCUACCAUUUUACUUUCCUAGGAGGUCUCAUUUGGAUAAGAAUCAGCAAGCUAUGUGCCUUCGUGUCUUAUUACGAUUUUCUAGUAACAAAAAGCAGAUAACUGAGGCAGAGAAAAUUGAGCUGCAAAAGUACAUGUCAUUACAAAGUACAAUAUCUGAGGAACAGACAGAAUUCUUAGAUUUUGCAAAGAACAAAUGGGACGCGACUGCCCAGUUAUUCAUAAAAUAUCCUGACUUUAUAUCAUGCAAAUGGAACAGAAAGAUGUGCAGGCUACAAAAACUUCCCAAGUAUUACGCUGAAUGUACAACUAUACCAUUUUCUAUGACGAAAGAUGUUAAACUUGAAUUCGUACGUUGUUUACAACAGGAGUCAUUAUCGGAAAUAAAAUUGCCACAAUUUCAUACACGGGAGGUUUUAAGCGUGACUACUGCAAUGUUGCACGAUAGAUUCAUACCAUCCAGGUACUGGAUGCCUGACAAGAAGGUAUACUCCGUUUUACCGAGCGAGGAUACGUACUGCGAGAGCCUCGCGAUAAAAGCUAACGCGGACUUGGUCAUCUCGUCCAGUGGUCUCAAGUGUCUACUAAACAAUGUCGAUUCGACUCAAUCGAACUCGUGGCUCAUUCCAGUAGUUAUUAAGUCGCAUAAUGGGAAAAACGUGAUUUAUGUCGACAAAAAAUUACCGCCUACUAUUGCCACUGUACCGCAGAAGAAUACUUGGGUGUACAAGUACAUUCUUAGAUACUGUUUCGCCAAGGCGAGAGAUCAGUCAAAACGAGCGGAACAAGAUAAACUCAACAAAAGUCAUUCAGUUCGUUCAAGCGACAGCGAUUGUGCACACGGGUUCGAUGAGGAUUUUAGAAUCAUGAAGGAGCUUUUACAAAAGAAAAAAAGUAAUAGAUCCGACAAAAUUAGCCCAGCCCAGAAGGAGAGCAAGUGUAGCGAUUCGUUUAAUGACGAUCUCGAGAUCGCGGGAGAAGAUGAAUCUGAGAAAGCUGCAGUCGAUUCACACAACGACGACAAUGACUCGACUACUGGUUGUCUUGUGAUCGACGAAUCGGUCGAGCGUAUGUCUUUAAGCUCAGCAGAAAAUGAGUCGAGUUAUACCGAUGACGAUAUAACUGAUCCUGAAAUGGGAAAGGGGCGGAACGUAUCGUACAGACUUUUUACGAUAAAAGCACAAUCUCAAGAUUAUCAUGAAAGGAGAGACACAAAGCAAUACAGGAUAUUGGUUCGUUCGAAAUUGGAUGGUUUUGUGACAUUACCAGAUGGAAGAUCAUCCCCUUUAAUGUUGUCACCAAAAAUGGAGCAUCAGCUAGGAUUUGGAGCCGAAGCUAUAAGCUUGAAGGAAGGUUUGCACGAAUGGGCGUCGUUAACAUUUCGACCAGAGGCCUCUUUAGCUAGAGUCAGGAUAGAGGCAGAUAGUGGUGAGGUGAUACAAAUAGAAAGACACACGACAACAUCGCUGAAUAAUGAGAUCAGAAGGUUGCAUAAUGUCAGAACAGAAGAUUCUUUAAAAAUCCUAUAUAAUGUGAUUGAAAAAUUGUCUGUGUUAACCCCCGGUCGAUAUAUUGUACGACAUAUUCCAAGGCACGGACCGUUCGCGUAUGUUUAUAAGAAAACUGAUGAAUUAAAAAAAAAAACUCUUAAUUUGGAUAUGAUUUAUGAAUCUAAACAAUUUGAAAAUUCACACAUUACACCGUGGCCACCAAUAGAUAGAAUACUAACGACACCCUGGAUGAGGCACUCUAAGAAAAUGCCUGCUAUGUUCAAUCCUUAUUAUCCAAAAAGUACAGAGAAAAGCCCGCAGUCAAAGCAAGCCACUAGAAGAGAACCACAGAAAAAAGAUCCAGAUGUUCGAAGAAGUCUUCGAAACAAAAAAGUAAAUAAAAUAGAAUAGUUUAUUUCGAUUCUCAUUUUUCGGAAAUGAUUAUUUUAUAUUCAAUUAAAGUAUAGCUAUUAUUAUUAUUAUUAU
Ooceraea biroi (clonal raider ant) is the source of this 2645-nucleotide messenger RNA. RefSeq lists its product as uncharacterized. Gene Ontology annotation, biological process: snRNA transcription by RNA polymerase II; positive regulation of transcription by RNA polymerase III; snRNA transcription by RNA polymerase III. Gene Ontology annotation, cellular component: transcription elongation factor complex. The record is from RefSeq and is a predicted model, not a curated record. NCBI's taxonomy places the organism in Eukaryota, Metazoa, Arthropoda, Insecta, Hymenoptera, Formicidae.